Penicillium canariense is the source of this 309-nucleotide messenger RNA. RefSeq names its product CENP-S family protein. Gene Ontology annotation, molecular function: chromatin binding; protein heterodimerization activity. Gene Ontology annotation, cellular component: FANCM-MHF complex; Fanconi anaemia nuclear complex. NCBI's taxonomy places the organism in Eukaryota, Fungi, Ascomycota, Eurotiomycetes, Eurotiales, Aspergillaceae. Gene Ontology annotation, biological process: replication fork processing; resolution of meiotic recombination intermediates. The transcript has 4 exons. The coding region runs from base 1 to 309 and encodes 102 amino acids. The record is from RefSeq and is a predicted model, not a curated record.
AUGGAGCAAGUCGAAGAAGUUGGCCUUGAGGAGCGCCUCAAGUCCGCCCUCUGGCUGUCCAUUGGCAAGAUCGUGGAUGAGGAGACUAUCAAGUUAGGCGUCAACGCCACGCCUCAGUUCAUCGGUGCCCUCACAGAGAUGGUGUGGGCCCAGAUUGAGACCGUCAGCCAGGACUUGGAGUCGUUCGCUAGACAUGCCGGGCGGUCCACUGUUAACGUCGCCGAUGUGAUGCUGCUCGCUCGCCGUAACGAAGGCUUGGAUUCGAUUUUGCAUGCAUUCGUUGAGCAGCAGCACGAAGAGACCUCCUGA